AUGGGCGCUGAUAAUGAGCUCUCUGAAUUCGAAAAGCAGCGUCUCGCGAACAUCGCAGAGCGUGAUGCGCUCCUCAAGAAGCUCACCCUGGACGCCCAGUCGUCCGGCCUCUUCCCACCCAAAUUAGCGAGGAGCUCGCCAGGAGGUCAGACAAAGCCGAAGAAGAAGCCCCCACCGAAGAAGAUCAAGAAGGAAGAUGAGGCCCCAGUGCCGCGGCGUAUGUCCUCGCGGUUGAGAGGCAUUAAGGCGGAGAGCGAGGUUGCGAAACGCAAGGCGGAAGAGCAGUACGAAGCUGCGCAGCAGGCGGAGCGGGCGAAGAGAGUUCGCAAGUCGGAUGCGUUCUCGUUCAGUGAGAUGCUUGUGUCGGGGCAGAAGCUCAGCGGUGAUAGCCUGAUCGGCGUGGAUGUGGUGACGAAGGGAGUUGCGAUGCCGUAUCAGCGGACUUUUGGUGAUGAGGAUAUUGAGCAGACGACCGAUAAGGAGCUGAAGGCGCUGAGGGAGGAGAUGAGCGGGUUGCAGCUGUGGGAGGCGUGGGAACCUAAUCGCAUCAAGCUCACCCCCGAAAGAGUCUACACAAUGACGUUCCACCCAUCAGAGGCCAAACCCUUGAUCUUCGCCGGAGACAAGAUGGGCAACCUCGGCGUUCUAGACGCCUCGCAAGAGAAGCCAAUCUCAAGCGUCAAGCACGAAGACGACGAAGACGCAGAGGAGGACGACCCAGACCCGGUCCUGACCACUCUCAAACCACACACACGAACCAUCAGCUCCAUGCACGUCCACCCCUCAAAGCCAACCCACCUCUACAGCGCCAGCUACGACAGCUCCAUCCGCGAGCUGGACCUGGAAAAGACAACCUCGGUCGAGAAAUACGCCCCCGAGUCAACCUCAGACGACAUCCCCAUCUCCGGCAUCGACAUGGCAGCCGACGACCCCAACACGCUCUACUGGACAACCCUAGACGGCGCAUUCGGCCGCUACGACACCCGCGCCUCGCGCAGAAGCGCCGUAGCCACCUGGCAACUCUCCGAGAAGAAAAUCGGCGGCUUCUCGCUCUUCCCAACGCACCCGCACUACUUCGCAACCGCCUCGCUCGACCGCACCAUGCGCCUCUGGGAUAUACGCAAGCUCUCCCACGAUGAACCCCUUCCCGUAGGCGAGCACGUCAGCCGGCUCUCGGUCUCCCACGCCGCUUUCAACAGCGCCGGCCAGGUCGCUACGUCCUCCUACGACGACACGCUCAAGAUCUACGAUUUCGGGUCCAAGGGCAUCGCCACCUGGAAACCAGGACACACCCUCUCAGACACCGAAAUGAAACCCGACACGGUCGUCCGCCACAACUGCCAGACAGGACGAUGGGUGACCAUCCUCCGUCCCCAAUGGCAAGCAAACCCGCAAUCCCAUAUCCAGCGCUUCUGCAUCGGAAACAUGAACCGUUUCGUGGACGUGUACAGUAGCUCCGGUGACCAGCUCGCCCAGUUAGGAGGCGAGGGUAUCACCGCCGUUCCUGCCGUGGCUGUCUUCCACCGCAGCAAGAACUGGAUCGCGGGCGGCACUGCCAGCGGCAAGAUAUGUCUGUGGAUGUGA
Molecule: messenger RNA, 1584 nt
Organism: Aspergillus thermomutatus
Lineage: Eukaryota; Fungi; Ascomycota; Eurotiomycetes; Eurotiales; Aspergillaceae
Product: WD domain protein
Exons: 3
Coding region: 1-1584 (527 amino acids)
Biological process (GO): regulation of DNA damage checkpoint
Cellular component (GO): nucleus
Molecular function (GO): DNA binding; protein binding
Source: RefSeq, a predicted model, not a curated record